This is a messenger RNA of Cuscuta epithymum, 702 nucleotides long. NCBI's taxonomy places the organism in Eukaryota, Viridiplantae, Streptophyta, Magnoliopsida, Solanales, Convolvulaceae. The record is from the annotation of a GenBank genome assembly.
UCCUCACGCACAUUUCUUUCUCUCCCACAUCCCUCUUUGUUCGUUCUCUUCUUCCCACCUUUCUCUCUGUUUUUUAUUUUUUCUUUCCAGAUAUCAUGGAUGAUUUUCUAGCAUAUUUGAUGGUGGAUGGAGAAGUGACCGGAAACGAUGGAGGUUUGGAAGAUACCCCUUACCUGCGACGGAUGACGGACAACGGAAAUGGAAGAAACGUGGAAGCUCUGGACGUCGAAAAUGGGGGAGCUGUGAACGAAGAAGAUGGAGUUGCGAACGGAAAUGGUGGAUCUGUGAAUGAGGAAGAUAGAUGGUGGUCCGAACAACCCUAGGGACGAAGACUUAGGUGGGACGGGUGGCAGACCUGUGACACAAGGCGUCAACGAAGUUUCGAUAUUUGACGACCGAGAUGAUUACAGCUGUGACGGGAAGAGAAUAGCAGGGAGAACAUGAACACAGAUGUUGAAGGUAUUUUCUUUGACAUACAGACAACUUACAUACUCAGUGUCGGUGUGUACCGACAACUAAUGUCAUUGUGUACAGAGUAGUGUCGGUAUGUAUAGACAACUAAAGAAAUCCUCAUUGAGUUGAUGCAUACCUACAAAGAUGAAUGUUGUAUCUGUGAAUGAGUUAAUCACUAGUGUUCAAUUUACCCUUAUUCAGAUUCUCUAAGUGGAAAAUUUAUAGAGGAGUUAUUUUUAAUGAGUGCAU